AUGCUGAACCAGGCUGCGAAGAAGUUCUCCAAGAUGCAUGUUAGACGGAAUCCGAACCUGUCUAUACAGGCGACAGCACACUACUCACAACUAAGCCCGCCACCCCAGUCUGCUACCUCGAGUGCUUUCCUCUCUCCUACGGUUCCUUCGAGACGUGGACUGCUUGCGAGAUCCCCGCCGCCGAGCCCGAGCCUUCCUAGUCUGCUGCCGAAGCAUGGCAAGAAGACUACACAGCCGAGUCAUUCGAAGUUGGUGAAGCGGAUACUGAUAGGGUGCUGUGGAGUAGCGUUCUUACUCUGGAUUGUGCUGAGGCAGAUUUACGCAAACUCGCAGGGAGCGGCCACUUAUGAGGAUGGCAGUGAUGAAGAAUGGGAGAUGGUUGGUGGCAGUCAGUUGCCACACGAGCCUGUUGCUCUUGCGCUCCAGGAUGCCAAGGGAAAGAUGAGGUGGACUGUAUCGAUACCAUCCGACUACGAGUUUCCACUUCGUCCGGCACAGUACCGUGAUAUAUGCCAUCAGUCUAUGGAAGUGUCCAAGGAGAUUAGUCAGGAAGCAAAGGCUUCGGCUGGCUUUGCCAAGAGAAUGUUGAACUACUACCAGCAAGAUCAGUAUUAUAUUGAUGUCCAAGAAGCGGAACAACAAGGUCUGUUGCCAUCAACCAAGGCUACAGGAAGACCGAAAGGCUUUGUUGAGGACGAGGCUAUCAAGGAUGGUAUCUCUACGGAAGGACUCAAGGUCUGUGACAGGACCUUGACAUAUGUUAUGGAAACGGAAGAUGCAGGCUUUGGCAACACGCUGAUGCGUUUGUGGAUGUCGUAUGGUUUGGCGAAAGCUGAGAAGCGCGCCUUCUUCGUUGACGACACUCGUUGGCCUUAUGGCAAGUACUCCUCUUACUUUCAACCUCCACCCUCCGCCAAUUGCCUUCCGCCUCCUCCCUCCCACAUUGUCCCAUGCCCUCACACCGCCCGCCACAUCGUCGUCAGCGGAGCGACGCUAAAAUCUACCUUCGGUCACUCCUUCACAGACGAGUGGGAAGACCCAACAAAGAUGGGCGUUCAACGUCAAUCAAAAAUCUUCAACCUCGCCCGAACCGGCUACGAAGCCCUCUUCAAACUCCGCUCAGAUGAUGAAGCCUACGUUCUCCAACGAGCGCUAGACAUGUACGGAGAAGUCAAGAGCGAGGGCGGCCUCAGCAUCGCCAUGCACGUCCGCCACGGCGACAAACACCCCAUGGAAUACCAAUACCAAAAAGACUACAUCCCCCUGGCCCGCUACGUUGACACAGCCCGCGACCUCUACAUCGACCUCGUCGAAGUCCCCCGCCACACAACCUCCAAAAUGAUCCUCGCCUCCGACGACCCCCUCGUCUACGACUCCCCCGAGCUAGGCCCAAACAGCAUCCGCGCCCAAGACCGCAUCGUCCUCGCCACAAAAGCCGCCCUCGAAGCCGCCCAAUCGCAGCCGAAGAAAAACACUUGGAUCGAUGAGAUCACCGGAUGGGAAGGCGGAUUUUACCGCGACGUCUUCUUUUCCCUGGGGCAACCCGUUGGUAACGCUGAGGACCUGAAGAAGGUUAAUGACGAUAAGGUUGCUGCUCCUGAGAGCGCGAUGAAACUAAGGGAACUUGUUGGGCGCGCGUAUUUGCUUGAUCUGAGCGUGUUGGGCAAGGCAGAUACGGUAGUUUACAAGGACAAAUGGAUCAACACAGAGCGCCAGCGCUUAUCGAAACAGUUCAACGUUCCCAUAUCGCAGGAUACUCCACCCGGCUUCCCAAUCAACACAUUACCCAUCCAACGUGCCCUAGCUUCCCUCUCGCUCUCGCACCCCCAAAACCUUGAACGCGCCAUUGACCUUUUCUACAAGAACUUCUGGGCAAAAUGGAACGACCCGAUCAAACUGGAGAACCUGCUUGCUAUCCUUACGACCGUUUUAGGCAGUGAGGAAGAGGCAAUGAAAGUGGUUGAGAGGACGAAGACGGAGGAGGUGAAGAAGAAGAAAAAGGGCAAGAAGGGCUACAGGAUACCAUUACAGAAACAAGAGCAACUCGUCAACGCCAUCGCCGCCACGAGCGUUCCACUCGCAGACACCUCAGGAAUCAACGACCUUGACGACGCUAUCCGCCUGAGGAGGGAGAUAACACAAUAUCACAAACACAACAAUACAGCGGAUUUGGGUCAUGAAUACUUCAACGGGAGCCUGGAAGCGCUCAUGGCAGCGUUGAAAGGUCUCAUCCCCGGAAUAAACAAGGUUCAAGAUCACAAGAAUGACAAGUCUACCUUUGUGUUCAUCCAGAUUCCCACCAGGCCUAAGACAAGCCAAGACGAACAGGAUGUUUUGUUGGAGAAGCUGCGGAAACGGGACAGAUCCGACUUGGAGGAAGACGGCCAGCAACAUCGAACUUCGACGCCCAAGGCGAAGAAGAAGGUACCGAUACCAGAAACGAAUCCGUUGACUGCAGAGGAAGAGCAGUUGCGUCGAGAGUUCCUUGUACUCUGCUUCCUAUACAACCUCAACCGUAUACGGGAUGUUGUUUACGAGGUGUGGGUUCUCUACCACGAGGGUCUCGUCAAUGCAAUUACGGCGGCUUUGGUGUCUGACCUUGCUCAGGACCAUGUACACCAAAACGUCGAGGCACUAGUGGAAGAGCUUGAUCUGUUACCUAGAGAAUUGGCUACAAUUAUCCGUCAGCUUUUUGAUAAGAUACAAACUGCUCCUGAUACCAGAACGCAAGGCUUAGCGAUAAUACCUACUGAAAAGGCAUUGCGCCACCUGUUUGGUCUGGAUGCUGCCGCUUUGGUCAAGAUUUACAUUACGGAGACACGCUCAACAGAGAACAUCGUCAACGACGACAUACGAGAGCACCCUCUCAUGCUUUUCUUGGGGUUCUUCGACGUCAUUCGCAAGGGCAACCUCAAGCUCCCAAAGUGGGACCACUUCACCAGAGAGAUGCUGCUGCGUCAGGAUACAUCACAAGAUUACCUACCUUUCGGCUUGAGCAUAGUCCUCGAUAUCCAGAAAGCAGUGAGCGAAGACUAUCGCCGAAUGAUACGCGACCUUACCGAGCAUGGUCUAGAUAUCGCUAGAUGCAUUCUUUGCCAUGUCGAUUACGAGGACCGCAUGUGGAUGAAAGGAACAAAGCCCGACUAUAUGUGCAAAGAAGAAAUCAAGAUCAGCACCAUACUUCUCAAGCCUCUAGACAGACUGUUGGAAUGGCUACAGGAUCUUCUGAACUCCCAAGAAAAGCCAAUGACCGCUAGUGUCUUCAUCACUGUCCAUGCGACGCUCGCAGGACUCUCUAUGUGGCACUUCAAUCAGAUCUACCAUCACACUGCGAUCAUCAAGAUACAGUGGUUCAUCAACGGUUUGGCUCAUCUAUAUAACGCCGCCUGCCAGAUUGGAGGUCUGAAUAUCUGGUGGCCAGACCUCGACUACCUGAUCAAUAUGCAUGGGUCCAAGGUUAUGUUCCGGGGCGAUCCACCCACUCACCCAAACGACUUCCUCAACCGCUAUCUUCUCUCGAGCCACACUAGUAGUCGCACUAUGGCCUCGGAUUUUCGUAGCACGUGCAAUUUCCUACCUCGUGUGUCGAAAGAAUUCGGUACUAAGCGCGGCUUACAGACUGAGUUGCCGUUGGAUGCUAAGAUUCGCGAAUACUAUGGUCCAAAUCCGGACAACGAUCGUUGGCUGAGGCGCCACGCGGUCUUCAACUACCUCUACCGACAGAAGGAGGCUACUACGGAUACGCCAGACGAUGACAUCGAAGAAGCUGAUCAAGAUCUGAAAGACCUGCAAGAUACUUUUGCAAAUCUAGCGACCAAGAUCACGCCUCCAAAACCAAGGCGCAAAGGCAAGAACAAGUCCAGGGUACGCAAACCCGAUUUCAACAAGCAAGACGAGAUACACGCCAAUCUCUUUGGUACCAUGAAGUCAGAGCUGCAAGACAGCGAAGUACACAGUAACUUUGACUUCCUUUCGUUCUACCGCCGCGCCUACGACCUCGUCCUGCGUAUCCGCGAGGAAGUCCUCAUGAGCGACGAAGCCCGGCGCUUCCGAGCUGAAGACAUGAAUGCGAAUCCAGAUCCUCCAAACUUUCAACUCAUAAACGAUCUCUUCAGGGCGUUGCAGAUCGAGCCCAAGACUAAGAAAGAAAAGGAGGCGGAAGCAGAGGAGGGCGCUGGGCAGCAGCUUUCGACCAAGGUUGUGCCGUUGAAGCAGAUUCGACGUGUUGCUGAGAUGAUGCUGGAUUUGACUCGUGGUAAAGGCGAUGUGGAGUUGAUGCGCGCGAAGCUGCGGGUUAAGGGAGAUUGGGAGGGUCUCAAGGCUUCGUAUGCUGCCGAAGAGGCGGAGAAGGAAACGCCUGUCGUCGACGACACUAUCGUGCAGGUGGAAGAGGAGGCGGUACUUGCGGUUGCCGAAGAUAGGGCCGGUGUUGAGGCUCCACUACGCCUCGACGAUGGCGAUCAUCGAGUCAAGCCCAAGUUUGAGGCGGAUGGAGACUCAGAGGAUAGCCCGAUAUAUACGCCUGGCAGCCAACUCUUGGGACAAGAACAUGCAGAGAACGAUCUGGAAGACAUCCUAAACCAGACUACUAUUUUAGAGAUUACAGAUACCGCCACCGAUGUUCAGGAUAACGAGGUUCCAUCAGGCCAGGAAGACAGAAAGAACGACAUCAAGCGUAGGUACGAAGCAGACGAAGACUCUGAGAAGAGCACAGCCUACUUACCUAGCCCCGGCGACCAGAUCGACAAUUCUGCCGAAGACACUCGCUCUCAACGCAUUCUCACUUUCGUCGCUCGAAAAGUAGAGCAGAGCCAUUCCUUGGAUGGACAAGUCCGACAGAUCAUCAGCACCGCAAACUCGACUUCCCUCGCAGCACUCAUCCAUGCUGACGAACUCUAUGACGCAGCACCCAUGGCUCGCUCACCAUCUGGUAUCAAGAAUGGAACCAGGCCAAAAGAAGUUUACGACCGCAUAACCUACUCCAGCACCACGUCCCGGAAACACCACAUCAUCACCGUUCAUCCUUCCCGUACCUCCAAGGAAACUAAGAUUCUAGCUCUAUCUCAGCCGCGUAGAGGCUUCUUCCGCCGUCUCACAGGCACUGCUAGUAAACACCACGUCGCAUUUCGCUGCUACACUCGAUGCGGUAUGGCGCGCGCGCUGCAUGGCCAGCAGACUCGUCUACAGCGACAGAUGGCGAUUGCUGUUGUGGAGCUGAAGAAGAAGAAGGCAAGACGGGAUUCUGCGGAGUUGGAGAAGGUGUGGUUAGGUGCUGGGGAUGGGGAUGGGUAUAUGGGAAAGGUUUGGGAGUCGGAGAGUGAUGUUAGUUUGGACUGA
Messenger RNA from Alternaria atra, 5337 nucleotides. RefSeq lists its product as uncharacterized. The record is from RefSeq and is a predicted model, not a curated record. The coding region runs from base 1 to 5337 and encodes 1778 amino acids. Lineage: Eukaryota; Fungi; Ascomycota; Dothideomycetes; Pleosporales; Pleosporaceae. The transcript is spliced from 5 exons.